AUGACGUGCAACUGUCAGGCUCUGCAGUCCACCGAACAGUCAAGACAGGCAGACAUCGGCUGUACGGUUAUCCUGGGAGUGUUUUUAUGGCUGCCUGCUCGACAUCUAGUAAUUUGCUGUGUUUAAGAAGGCUCAGUGUUUUUGAGAGGUCGUGAAAGCGAGACUGCUCUGUGUUCACCGAUGAAUGUAGAUAAGACAAAGGCGCUCGGUCGCGGACACGGCUAACUUUUUAGUGCUAAACGAGCCUGUUCGAGCGCCGUUGAACUUCAUCGAUCGUAAAUAGUUCUUCAGAAAACACACUCAACGGAAGUCUAACUAGGAUUAAAACCUUUGUGUUCGUACCGAAGAGCUACAUGAAUUUCACAGGGCAGCAAUCUUUUGCAACUUUUUUUUUUUUUCCUGAGGAGUCGUACAAACUUGUAGUGGCAUGCAUUAACGUCACUUCAUUUUAGCGAGCUAGCUAGGUGUAUUAGCUGGCAGCGUAGGUACAGUAGUUAUUAUCAGGACUUUACAACUUAGUUUGUAAUGACAGUGUGUUUUAUACGUUUUUCAACAGGUAGACCCUCUGAAAACACAACGAGACAGUGAAAACAUACGAAAUUUGGAAAGUUAAGGCACAAUUUUCUUAGCGUUGGAAAGUUCAGGUUAUAUUGCGGCCAAUGUAAUGAGUUGUAGUUUGGCUUUUUGGUUCGUGUUUUGAAGAUUGUCCCCGUGUUUUAGAAAGCCACUUGCCCUAAUGAUGCUGUCUUUGGACACCGUCUAACCCCAAUAUCGAGCGACCAUGUUGGAUCAUACAGAAUAACGAGACUUGGACAGGAGUCGAGCUUCAGGUCGUGCAGUUGGCUCCAUUUUUUUUUUUUUUUGUGCUGAUGCGAGCCGUUGGAGCACACGAAGAAACCUUCCGUUUGACCUAGAGGAUACAAUAGCUCGCCUGAAGUCUUCGUCAGUUUAUGCAUCAAAAUGUCGGCCAUCUCUGCAUCCGAGAAAGUGGACGGGUUUACGAGAAAGUCCAUGAGGAAGGCCCAGAAGCAGAGAAAAUCCCAAGGCUCUUCUCAGUACCGCACUCAGAGCGCUCCGGUUGAGCUUUCCCCGCUGCCGCAGCUCAAAGAUGCCCCCGCCACGGAACAGCAGGAACUGUUCACCCAGAAACUCCAGCAGUGCUGCGUAGUCUUUGACUUUCUGGACUCGGUGACGGACCUCAAGAACAAGGAGAUCAAGAGGGCAACACUUAAUGAGCUCGUGGACUACGUUUCCACCAACAGAGGGGUUCUGGUGGAAGCUGCGUACCCAGAAAUCACUGAUAUGAUCAGUACCAAUAUAUUCAGGACUCUUCCACCAAGUGAAAACCCUGAUUUUGACCCAGAGGAGGAUGAACCCACUCUAGAGGCUUCUUGGCCUCACAUCCAACUGGUCUAUGAGUUUCUCCUGCGCUUUCUAGAGAAUCCAGACUUCCAGCCCAGCAUUGCAAAGCGCUACAUUGAUCAGAAAUUUGUUCUGCAGCUUCUGGAGCUGUUCGACAGCGAGGACCCGAGGGAGAGGGACUUCCUGAAGACCAUCCUGCAUCGGAUUUAUGGAAAGUUCCUGGGGUUGCGGGCCUUCAUCAGGAAGCAGAUCAACAACAUUUUCUUGCGGUUCAUCUAUGAAACUGAGCACUUCAACGGAGUUGCUGAGCUGCUAGAAAUCCUGGGAAGCAUCAUCAAUGGAUUUGCCUUGCCCCUGAAGGCUGAGCACAAGCAGUUCCUUAUGAAGGUGCUCAUCCCGUUACACACAGCGAAAGCGUUGUCUCUUUUCCAUGCGCAGCUGGCCUACUGUGUGGUCCAGUUCCUGGAGAAGGAUCCUACACUCACUGAACCGGUGAUUCGCGGGCUGCUGAAGUUCUGGCCUAAAACCUGUAGCCAGAAAGAGGUGAUGUUCCUGGGUGAAAUCGAGGAAAUUCUGGAUGUCAUUGAGCCGACGCAGUUCAAGAAAAUCCAGGAGCCGUUGUUCAGACAGAUUUCUAAAUGUGUGGCCAAUCCACACUUUCAGGUAGCAGAGCGUGCUCUGUACUUCUGGAACAACGAGUACAUUCUCAGCCUCAUCGAGGAGAACAUCAACAAGAUCCUUCCCAUCAUGUUCGGUAGCCUGUACAGAAUCUCCAAAGAGCACUGGAAUCCGACGAUCGUCGCUCUGGUCUACAACGUGCUGAAGACGUUGAUGGAGAUGAACUGCACGCUGUUCGAUGAGUUGACUUCCUCUUAUAAAGCAAACAGGCAAAUGGAGAAGAAGAAGGAGCAGGAGAGGGAUGAGCUGUGGAAGAAGCUGGAGGAGUUGAGGCUCAGCAACACCACUCUGGUCCAAAACAACAGCCACGGGCUCCUGAAUGUCCAGAACAACAACAACAACAACAACAACAUCAGUAGUAGUAAUGACACCCAGGAUAUGAGCGUCGAUGUUGCUACGGUCACCACAGACAACAACAAUCCCGACGUCAGCGUGGCAGCCAGUGAGAACAGCCCGUGUGCCAAAUGACACCAGGCGUCAGUUUUUUAUACCGUGACGGUUUGACAUUGUGUUCGGGACUGUCCGGAGAGGAAUGACGGAGACAGAAAAACACAAAUUACACCUCAACAGUAUAUUAAAACUACGUAGAGUGACUUAGAAUGCCAGCAUUUCUUUGGCAGAAAAAAAAAUCUAUAUAUAUAUAUAUAUUUCAACUUAAGACUAUUUUUGGAUGUUACAGUGUGGCUGCAAUAUAUUGUUUAUUUGUCUGAUCAAAGAUGUAUCCUUUCACAUUUAGUUUCUUAACUGAAAAUGAUUUCUGUUCUGGUUAUAUUUGUUGUAUGAUACAUGUGACGGGAGAAAAUAUUAAUGACUUGAAUUUAAUGUUUCCGAUUGUGCUGCACUUAGACAAGCUGAAUAGCUAUUUAAAGAUGUCUGUUUUUUAAUGUGCUUUUCCCUGUUGCUGUUGCUGCCAACACUUGGGCGCAAAUGUUAAGGAAGAAGGGAACUGUGGACUUCGGGAGUAUUUGUGGCAGAUGGGACCAGGUCCAUGAGUAAACAUUUAGUGUCCAUUAAUGUACAGUAAAGGACUGUUGUCGGGAGUGGAUGAAUCUAGAGGAGGAGAAUGAUAGGGGUGCAUUGCCAAAAAAGGUAAAUCCUAAACAGUAGUAAUCCCAGAUAUGGGCUGACAUCUCUGUUAGUGGCUCUAGUUGGAACUAUGAAGUUAAAACUUGUUCACAAUUAGGGUAAUUGUUAUAUAUGUGAGAUUAUUUUUGUCUUUCAGGUGUUGGUAUAUGUUUUUAAUCUGGGCGAAAACAUGAAGCUAACAGUUUUUGUUACAAGAUCUGCAUUUAUAAGAUUAUUUACACUAAAGUAUUGAGAACAGGGCUUACAAAGAAUGAACGUUUUACUCAGCCUGACUGGAAUUAAAGGAAUGUUUUCACAUUUUGUAAAACAAACAAGCAAACAAAAAAAAAAAAAACUCUUUUGUCCGAGUUAGCCGAGAAGAUCAUCCCGCUCUUGUGUUAUGUCCGGUUAACAGGAAGCUACAGCCAGCAGCUGCUUAUCUUAGCUCAGCAUAAAGACUGGAAACAGCCAGCCUGGCUCUGUCUUAAACCACAUCCAAACCGACUUGAGCCCAGCAAGAAUCAAUUGGCUGCGUUGGCCAGUCACAUACAUGGAAGCACACAUUCCUGGCAGAUUACUUUGCAAGGAGAACAAUUUAUUUCAUCUGUUUACCUUGCAGUUAUCGUGACCAAAAAUAAAAUAGUCUUUACUUCACUUUUCAGAGUCUGAGUACGACAAACAGCUGUGCAGUAAUUUGGCUUCUUAUAAACUUUGAGCGCAUUAUUCCAGGAUUGUAUUUCAUUGCAUCUCCAGCGACACUCCCUCGCCAACUGUCUGCCUUGAUCCCAGUUAAAGGUUACAAAAUGCACACAAACUCACCACUUAAAACAUCAUACCUUGUUUGUUUCAACGGUAGAAAAAUCAAAGCUUGAAUUGUUUUUACAACAACAACAACAACAAAUGUCUCCAGUCUUUAUGCUAAGCUUUGUAUUUACCAUACAAACAGGACAUUGGUAUCUUCUCAUCUGACUCUCAGCAAGAAAGCACAGAGUUCCAUUUCCCAAAAAUGUUGAACUAUUCCUUUAAAAGUAGUAGACUUAGGAGAUAAAAACAUGAGACAGUACUAUUAUUAUUACAUGUCAUAUAUUUUUCCAUUGAGAAGGCCAAUAUUUUUGAAUGUUUCAUUGAGCAUAUGGAUACCAAUGCGAUGCAGGAUGUGCUUGAGUGUUUAUGUGUAGAUGUUAGUUUGGAGGCUACUUAAAGGGACAUGCCACUCAAUUUCAGAUUUUAUAUACAGCACGUUACUUCUGUGGUCUAGGAAAAUGCAGUCAGUGAUUAGGAAGGUAAAGGUCAAAAGCAAAGACUUAAAACUCAUCCAGCUCCAUCUUUUAGAAAUUACACUCAAGUGCCGCCAGUCUGCAGCAACAAAGAUGUUUGAGCGCAAUAUAACGACAACCAAGUUUUUUGGGUUUUUUUUAAGUAACAAGGUUAUUAAUUACCUGGCACAUACACAAUCCACUCACGGUGACCGCAGCAUCGGUCAAGUCUUUUUAUGGUUCUGUUUCAGCAGCACUGGCUUAAGAACAGGGCAAGAUCAGAGUCUGUUUCAACACAGGAAAAGUCCACAGUAACUUCAGACUUCAGAUUAUUUUAUUGACAUUUAACAGAAAUCGCACUCUAACUUUAACAAACCAAACCACUUCUGUUGUUUUUCAGCCACACAAAGAAACUUCAUCUCUGAAGGUAAUCCUGGCAGCCAUGACUGUAUUCAGUGAAAAUUAUUUCGUUAUGUGAGAACAUGAUUUCUAGACGGGGUUGAACUAGUCUUACCGCUUACCUGAUGUUUUACUAUGCACAGCAGGCUGAGUUUGUGUAUUGUGAGCUUUUAUAUCCAAUUAAGGCUCAUUAUGAAGCAGUGAUGAGAGUGAAAGUGAAGUGAUCGUUACCAUCAAUGCCUGUUCGCUCCCUGCGUCUCCAUGCUUUAUUAUAGCCUCACAUUUGCUUUGAUUUUUUUUUUUUUUCCAGCUUCUGACACCAGGAGUUGAUAAAUGUGUUCAUAAAGGUGAUCUGACUGCCGUAGAUCAUAGGAGCCACUUUUUAAAACUGAAUGGUGUUCCCUCUGAACCCGGGCGUCUGCUCUGUUACUUAUGAGUUCAUAUUUUGUAGGUCCAGUCUCUUCUGAUGCCUUUAUGUCAGUACUGCAUUCCAACCUCUGUGACGUUACAAAAAGAAGAAAAAAAAAACUAUCUAUGUGGGGAACCUGUUUUGUAAUCGCAGAUCUUAUUUAGGUUUCACCAUCAAAUAAAGUUGACUUUAUCUUUCUACACAAA
This is a messenger RNA of Scatophagus argus, 5375 nucleotides long. RefSeq names its product protein phosphatase 2, regulatory subunit B', alpha isoform (gene ppp2r5a). Gene Ontology annotation, biological process: signal transduction; protein dephosphorylation. Bases 961 to 2508 code for a protein of 515 amino acids. The transcript is spliced from 13 exons. Lineage: Eukaryota; Metazoa; Chordata; Actinopteri; Scatophagidae. The record is from RefSeq and is a predicted model, not a curated record. Gene Ontology annotation, cellular component: protein phosphatase type 2A complex; nucleus; cytosol. Gene Ontology annotation, molecular function: protein phosphatase activator activity.